GACAGAUUUUAUUCCAAAUGCUAUCCCUGGGGAUAGCUAAAUAACGAAUGGAUACAUUGGCAAACCAUCAGCCCAGCAAGGGCCCUAUGGUAAAUAUACUUACAUGGAUUUUACAGAAUGUAUGUAUAUAUAAAUACACACACACACUGUCACACACAUGCAUACACACACGUAUUUGGAAAGUAUGCCUUCUAUUACUCGACAUUUGGUGAAGAAGAGAUGAAUACUGUUCAGUUUUUCUUUUCAUUAUUUAUAAAAGUAAAUGACCUUAAAGUAUAUGAGAAAGAUACAUGUGGCCGGGCGCGGUGGCUCACGUCCAUAAUCCCAGCACUUUGGGAGGCCGAGACGGAUGGAUCACCUGAGGUCAGGAGCUCGAGACCAACCUAGCCAACACGGUAAAACCCCAUCUCUACUAAAAAUACAAAAAUCAUCCAGGUGUGGUGGCAUGCACCUGUAAUCCCAGCUACUCGAGAGGCUGAGGCAGAAGAAUCACUUGAACCCAGCAAGCGGAGGUUGCAGUGAGCCAAGGUUGUGCCACUGCACUCCAGCCUGGGCGACAGAGUAAGACUCCUUCUCAAAAAGCAAAAAUAAAGAUACAGGUUAGACAUGUGUUAGAUGUGAUUUAUACUGUGUCAGCAUAAGCAUAUAUUUGCAUGUGUUUUUCCCUGUUAAAUGGAGGCAGAGGAACAGAAGGUUCAGGGUAGAGUUAAAAUUCCCAGGCAUGUGUGAAUGUAUUUUAGAUUUUGACAUCAGCCUGCUGUGUGGCCUUUUGCAUCUUCAUUAACUUUCCUCCAUCUCUUCAUGAUUCCUCAACUGUAAAAUGGGAUCCAAAUAGCAGAUAGAGGUUGGCAAGUUCUGCAUGAACCACUAUAUAUGGCUUCUAUAAAAGUGGAGAUUUUCACUCAUAAAAAACUUUAAGUGCCAUACUUAAUAAAAAUUUUAUGUACUGUUCUAUUUCUCUCAAGCAAAUAAAAAGAUGUCAGGUAAACAGUCAUCUGAUAUCAGUCUCAACAAGCCUCCUUCCACCCGUAUACAAAGUUGUGCAACUUUUUAAUGUAUUUGGAAAAUUACUUUACUUUGUACAUUUUGUAGUUGGAGAAACUAAGAUGAUACCGAGGAGUUCUUAUACUUUUUAGGCCUUAGAGUAGAACAGUCAGAGGAACUGAUGUUUUUGGAACUCAGAUGGAGACCCAGCUAGGGAUACUUGAUGAAACGAGAGUAUAUAGUUAAAGAUUCUUUAAGAAGAGUAUUGUAUACUCUUGUGGGGGCUUUUUACUACUUAUUCACUUUUUAGAAAUUGUUAAUUCUAAAAACUGGGAGAAAAGUAAAAAACAUUAUGUCACCAAAGUCAAAAGCUUACAGAUAUUCAUUAUCAAUAUAAAAUGUAUCAUUUUUUACUCUGUAAUUAAAUAUGACAGAUAUAUUGAAUACCAGCAAAGAGAAUAUCAUUUUAAUGAAUCCUGCAAAAUUUUAAAGAAUCAUGUAGUAUUUUUUUACCUAAUCAGAAGAAUGUGCAAUCAUGUAAAAGACCAGUAAUAUCAUAAACAAAAGAGAAUAAUCAAGAUUCAGUGACACAAUUUAUUUCAGAUUUAUUAGAAUUUUCCGGAUAACAUUAUUUAUCUACAAACUAUGUAUAUUUUAGACAGUAUGUAACAUUGUCAUCCAAAGAAACAUGGAUUCAAGUUGUAUGGGAUUCAAGUUAUAAGACUAUUAUUUACUAGCUUUGUGACCUUACAAAAAGUAUUUAAUCCCCUAGAUCCUAAGAUUCUUCAUUUUUUAAAUGGAGUAGAAAUUGAUAUUCGACUACAUUAAAACUGUAGGUCAUUUUUCUCCCAGAAUUGGCUAAGAAAAGAAACCCAAUAUAUUUAAGAAGAGCAAACAAAAUAAAUGAGACUGAUUUAUCUUUUAAAACAUUCUAGAGAAAGGGUAGAACAUUAAGUAAAAAGAGAAGAUCUAGUUAAACUGCAGAGAGAAAAAAAUAGAUUAACUUACAAUAUAUAUCAAUUAGUCUGAUAGCAGACUUCUCAAUAGCAAUAACAGAAGCCAAAAGAGAGUCAGAUAAUAUCUUGAAAAUUCUCAGAGAACAUAGCUUUUACUUUAGAAUUCAAUCUGACUAAACUGUCAUUCAAAAUGACAGUGAAAUAAAGGUAUGUUUCACAAAGUCCGACUGAGUGAAUAUGACUAAAAACCAUAUUAAAAUAACUUAAUCGCUUCUUCAUGGAGAGUUGGCCCCAGUACUCCCAAAUGUACCCUGGGAUGAGAAGCCAGGAACUGACCAAAAUCCUGUCAAAGAAAUACAAGGAACUCCCAGAGCAGAUGAAACAGAAAUAUAUUCAGGAUUUCCAGAAGGCAAAGCAAGGAUUUGAGGAAAAACUUGCUCGAUUCAAUGAAGAACACCCUGAUUUAGUCCAGAAGGCCAAGAAAUCUGGUGUCUCCAAGAGGACUCAAAACAAAGUGCAAAAGAAGGUUCAGAAAAAUAUUGAAGAAGUGAGGUCUCUUCCAAAAACGGAUCGAUUUUUCAAGAAGGUAAAAUUUCAUGGAGAGCCUCAGAAACCCCCCAUGAAUGGAUACCACAAGUUUCACCAAGAUUCCUGGUCAAGUAAAGAGCUGCAACAUUUGUCAGUGAGGGAGCGCAUGGUAGAGAUUGGCAGACGCUGGCAGCGCAUCCCGCAGAGCCAGAAGGAUCAUUUUAAGAGCCAGGCUGAGGAGCUGCAGAAGCAAUACAAGGUGAAAUUGGAUCUCUGGCUCAAGACUUUGUCACCUGAAAAUUAUGCUGCAUACAAAGAAUCGACCUAUGCUAAGGGUAAGAAUAUGGCCAUGACAGGAGGCCCGGACCCCAGGUUGAAACAAGCAGAUCCGCAGUCCUCAUCAACAAAGGGUCUGCAAGAAGGAUUUGGGGAGGGGCAAGGGCUCCAGGCUGCAGGAACAGAUUCAUCACAGACUAUUUGGGUAAACUGUCAUGUCUCCAUGGAACCAGAAGAGAACAGGAAGAAAGAUGGAGAAGAGGAAGAAAGCAGUAACUCUUCAGACUGCAGCAGUGGAGAAGAAAUGGAAGUUGAUGUCUGAGGGCAGUGGCUCUAGUGCAGCUUCCUUGUUUUUUUUUUUGUUUUUUUCUUUUCUUCCUUCCCCCCGCAAAGUAGGACAGGUUGGGAAGAAAGAAGCAACUUGGUGCAGCACUCUCCUACAUCAAGAUUACGAGCCUGGGAGGAACUCUUUGGGAAGAAUAAAUACAAGUUUGAGCCAAUACUGGCCUUAUCCUUAAAAAAACAAACAAACAAAUAUCAUCCCUUUCCCAAGGAACUUUAUGCAAUUAAGGCUUCUGAAAUGAAGAGAUGAUUACAUUAUGGGGUACACACUGUAUUAGACUGAAUAUUUCUGAAGCAAGAGGCUUUGCUUUACUCAUUUUUGUCCUGCCAAAGGUGGUAGGGGGAUACCCAUAAGCCUGGGACCCGAACUUCCCUGUGGAAAUGUUUUUAAGGACUCCUGCACUAAAUCUAGGGUCGGGGAUAUUUAUUUGAUGAAAGGUGGGGUAGGUGUCUUAAGAGAAUUGUCCCACUCUUGAUAUCUCUCUCCUUCCCUCCCUGAAGUAAGGAGUUGGCCAUUCCCAUGCCUGGGAGUAGGGAGUAAUAUUUCUACAUGUAUAUCUGACUCUUAGUUCUUGAUUAGACUUUUUUUGCUUAUUUCAAAAGAAAAAUGAAAAUACAAAAUAAAAAGUUACUGAUUUAAUCUGAAAGAGCUCCUCCACAGAAUCAUUUGUGACAUUGGGUGCAGCUUCUCUAAGUUAUAUCUGCAUUUAUUCUUGAAGCUCCAAAUUUUUCCUGCUGCUUCAAAUGCAAGUGAAUCUCACCUUUAGCAUUCAGGAUUGAUACAAAGAUAUAGAGAAAGACAGAUAUAGAUGAGUACACUAUCCUGUUUCACUAUCUGCUCUAUCUAAGAAUUCAUGCACCAGUGUCACAUUGUUUUAAUUUUUUGAUUUACUAAUAUGUUUGAAAAUCUACCUAAAGUUAGUGCCUUCUCAGUAUACCUUUAUUCUAUUAAAUAUUUCUGGCUAUUUUCAUAUUUUGUUCUCAUGAAUAUUAGCAUCACAGAACUAGUUGUAUUAUUUUUGUAUAAAAACCAUUGAAUAUUGUUUAUUUUGUCCCUAGAUAUCUUAGGAAAAUUUUACUUAUAAGUUUUUUCUAAAUAAAUAAUAAGUUUCAGAGAAUAAUGACAAUGUUUACCAUUUUUAUACCUCUAAUUUCUAAAUGUGUUGGAUUAAAAUAUCCAGAAGAAUGUUAAAUAAUAAGAAUAAUCUGUUCUUGGAUUGCUUCUGACUUUUAACCUAAUGCUUACAGAAUUUAAAAUCAUGAAAAUUAUGCUGAUGUGUACAUUUGAAAUAAAUUAUUAAAAAUAAAAAAAAGAAUAAACUUCAAAAAAAAGGAAAUUAAACUAGAAUAAGAUAUUAAGAACAGUGAUGAAUUUUAAAAACUCAUUACAUGUACCAGUAAAUUUAAUAAAAACAAAAAACAAAACAGACUUCUAGUUUCAGUUUUGACAUGUAGAGCUUGGAAGUCAUCACUCCUGUCCUAAAAUCAAGCAAAAGCGGAGCAAACCAAAAUUCAAUCAUGGAUUUAUCCAUGCAGAACUGAGACUGCAGAGCAAACUACCACCCAAACCUGGAAAGAGAGACUAAUGCUUAAAAUAAUAGCCAAGAUUUGCUUAUCGGGAACAGAAACCACUAUUGACAUAAAUGGUUAGGAAUUACCAUUUAAAUAACUGUGAUUAAUUGCUAGAGGAAGAUUGUGAACUAGCAUAAGGAUGAGGUAACUCCCCAUGAUUUUGGUCUUGGAAGAAUCCAGUUACUUUUGUGGGUUUUACCUUGAGGAAUUCCAUUAUUUUUACAAUGCAGAUCCCAGAAAGAUACUUCACGGCUUUGCAGGGAAUGAGGGUGGGUGGUUAUACUUAAUGGUAAGAAACUGUUAUGUGUUCCCCUAAGACUGGGAUCAAGGCAAUAAUGUCAUCUGUCCUCAUUACUAUUCAACAUCAUACUGAAAGUCCUAGCCAAUGCAAUAAGAUGAUACAGGAAAUAAAAGACAUACAUAUUGGAAAGAGAGAAAAAGAAAUUUUAACUAUAGCUAUUCAAAGGUAACAUGAUUUUUCCUGGAAAAAAUUCCAAUUAAAUAAUGGACAUACACACACACAAACAUCCUAGGGCUAAUAUAAGCAAGGUCACAUAAGACAAAGUUAAUAUACACAAGUCAUUUGUUUUCAUGUAUGCCAAUAAUGAAUAAUUGAAAUUGGAAAUUAAAUAAACAAUACCAUUUACAAUAGCCCUCUCUGCCCCUCUCAUUUAUACCUAAGAUAAAAUACUUAGGUAUAAAUCUAACUAAAUAUAUAUACAAUCUGUAAAUGAACAAUAUAGAAAGACAUUUUUAAAAAAUCUAAACAAAUGGGAACAUAUUUCACAUUAAUGGACUAGAAGACUCAGUAUUAUUUAAAUGCUAAUUCUUCCAAAUUGAUCUAUAGAUUUAAUAAAAUCUUUCAGCAAGGGAUUUGGUAGAUAUUGACAAAUAUAUUCUAAAAUUUAUAUGGAAAGACAAAAAACCUAGAAUAGCUAACAUGAUGCCAAAAAGCAAAGUUAGAGUACUCAAACUACCCAAUUUCUAGACAUUGUAUAAAAAUACAGUUAUUAGACAGCAUGAUAUUGGUUGAAAGAACCAACAUCAGUGGAAUAGAAUAACAUCCAAAAAUAGACCCACACAAUUAUAGUCAACUGGCCUUUGACAAAAGAAUAACAGCAAUUCAAUAGAAAAAUUAUAGUCAUUUUAACCAUUAGUACUGGAAAAAUUGGAUGUCCAUAUGCAAAGUAAUGAUAAUAAUAAUACAGAUAAAGACCUAACACCUUUUACAGAAAUAAGCUCAAAGUGGAUCAUAUAGUUAAUGUAAUAUACAAAACGAUAAAACUUGAAAACAUAGGAGAAAAUUUAUGGGAGUUUGGGUUAGAUGAUGAGUUCUUACAAACAGUAUCGAUAGCAUAAUAAUCCAUGAACAAUUAAAUUAAUAUGUUGGACUUCAUUAAAAUAAAAAAACUUUUGCUCUGCAAAUACAUUGUUAAGAGAAUAAAAAAACAAGCUACUGAAAAACAUUAUUUGCAAACAUAUAUCUGAUAAAGACCUUAGAUCUGAAAUAUACAAAGAAUGCAUAAAACUGACCAAUAAUAAAACAACCCAAUUAAAAAAAAAAACAGGCAAAAGAUCUAUACAGAUGUCUCACCAAAAAAGGUCCAUAGAUAGCAAGUAAACGUAUAAGUAGAUGUUCAACAUCAUUUGUCAUUGAGAAAUUACUAAUUAAAACAACUAGAUACUAUGUACAUAUGAGAAUGGUUAAAAUUCAAAAAUCAAAAACACACAUUGCUGGCUACGAUGUAAUGCGAUGGAAACUCUCAUUUAUUGUUGGUAGGAAUGCAAAAUGGUAUAGCCACUAUGGAAGACACUUGAACAGUUUUUUACAAAGUAAAACAUAUUCUUACCAUGUCAUCUAGCAAUUGUGCUUCUUCGUAUUUAUCCAACUAAUUUGAAAGUGUCUACACAAAAACCUGGACAUGAAUGUUUUGGCAUCUUUAUCUAUUAUUGCCAAAAACUGGAAACAACUAAAAUGUCCUUCUACAGAUGAAUGGAUAAAGCAACUGCGAUGCAUCCAUACAAUGUGAUAUCAUUCAGCAGUACAAAUAAAUGUGCUAAUAAGUCACAGACUAACAUAGAUGAAUCUUAAAUAUUAUUAGUGAGUCAAAGAAGCCAGCCUCAAAAGGCUGUUCUUCCAAUUAUCUGACGUUCUGGAAAAAGCAAAACUAUGUGGCCAGUAAAAAUAUCAAUGGUUGUGAGAGGUUCCAGGGUAGGAAAUGAGAGCUGAAGUUGUGAAACACAUGAGAUGUUUUAGAUCUGUGAAACCUAAUACUGUAAUCAUAGGUACGUGACUCAUUUGUUAAAACCAAUAGAACUUUACAGUCCAAAGAAUAAAGCCUAAUGCAUGUGAAUUUUUAAAAAUGUACAUGUGUAAGGUUGUGAUAUACCUUGAUACACUGUAGAAUGUGACAAAACAAUCUAACUGUAUUACAAAUGUAUGAACCAACCUCACUGAAGGGUAUUUGGGAAAAAGUUGUUGAGCUAAGUAAAUUUGGGAAUAAGUAGGAUAUUCAAGAUUAAAAGCAAAAGAAACUAUACAUAAAUAUUGUACUCUAAUUGAUAAAGAGGUUUUUCAUGAGGGUGUGGGUUAAUUCUGAUACUGCUACCCACAUCUACUGAGACAUUGAAAAUUCCGUAAAUAGAAGGCAGAUUGUAGGAGCCAGAUUUCUUAUUGCUGGAAUGCAAGUUUACAGAUAAUCAAGGGACAAAGACUAGAAUGAUCCAUGUGGUAAUGCGCUAGAGUUGGAGACAUCAGGAUUAACUCAUGUUUAAAUGAACUUAUAGAGAUAUAGAUAGUUACAUAUAGAUGUAUGUGUAGAUAUGCGGGUUAUUAGACACACAUACAUUUAUCUAUUCUGUCAGCUGAGAGGACAUAGAAGCAAAGAAUAUCUUAGUAGCAAUGAGCACACACAGCAUCCAGAUCUUGUUUUUUUUUUUAUACCAUUCUACAGAAAAAGUAACCAGAGACUUUUGAAGAAAUAACUGAUUCUAGGACUGGGAAAGAAAGGGCAAGAUAAUCCCAGAGUAUCUUGCAGUGACAGAAAAUAAGCAAGUGUGAAAAAGAAAUACACACCAAUAUAUGAAUAACUUUGGGAGGCUGAGGCAGGUGGAUCACUUGAGAUCAGGAGUUUGAGACAAGACUGGACAAUAUGGUGAAACCCCGUCUCUACUAAAAAUACAAAAAUUAGCUAGGCAUGGUGGCACAUGCUGGUGGUCCCAGCUACUCAGGAGGCUGAGGCAGGAGAAUCGCUGGAACCCGGGAGGCAGAGGUUGCGCUGAGCUGAGAUUGCGCCACUGCACUCCAGCCAGGGCAGACAGAGCAAGACUCCCUUAAAAAAAAAAGAAAAAAAAGAAUAAAUACAGAAGUCAGGGAAAAGAGACAAAUCUGCUUGCAGAAGACUUUGAAAUAGUUUAUACUGCUAUUCCACUCUCAGAGAGGUGGAGCAUAAUUCCCUAUUCCUUAUGUGAGGGUUGCACAUAUUGACUUACUUCCAAAGAGUACAGUGUAGAAAACAGGAGGAGGAAAGGGUAAUUUUUCAAUGGAGAAACAUUACCUUAUAUAGGUGAUCAAAGUUAACAUCAAGAGUGAUAAAUUGGCCUGGAGCAGUGGCUCACGCCUGUAAUCCUAACACUUUGGGAGGCCGAGGAGAGUGGAUCACCUGAGGUUAGGAGUUCAAGACCAGCCUGACCAACAUGGAGA
Molecule: messenger RNA, 8361 nt
Organism: Pan troglodytes (chimpanzee)
Lineage: Eukaryota; Metazoa; Chordata; Mammalia; Primates; Hominidae
Product: upstream-binding factor 1-like protein 1
Exons: 1
Coding region: 2218-3066 (282 amino acids)
Source: RefSeq, a predicted model, not a curated record